Punctularia strigosozonata HHB-11173 SS5 is the source of this 1011-nucleotide messenger RNA. RefSeq names its product ClpP/crotonase. Bases 1 to 831 code for a protein of 276 amino acids. Gene Ontology annotation, cellular component: mitochondrion. Gene Ontology annotation, molecular function: delta(3,5)-delta(2,4)-dienoyl-CoA isomerase activity. The transcript is spliced from 5 exons. The record is from RefSeq and is a predicted model, not a curated record. Lineage: Eukaryota; Fungi; Basidiomycota; Agaricomycetes; Corticiales; Punctulariaceae.
AUGGCACCGACAAGAAAACCGCAACCGCAAUUUAUCUGCGUAUCAUUUCCUUAUCCCCACGUUGCCCUACUGGAGUUGACUCGCUUCUGGGAAGAAUACAGUGCUAUCCUUGACACUAUUUGCGACGACGGGGACGUGCGCGUCGUAGUGCUAGCCUCAGCGCUGCCAAAGCUGUUCUCUGCCGGUAUCGAUGUGAACCAUCUAUCCACUCUUCCGACGGCAACCGAUCCUGCACGGACAGCCUACCAACUACGCCCUGAGAUUCUCUCAUUCCAACACGCGAUAUCGGCUCCUGAGCGGUGCCCCGUACCCGUUAUUGCUGCAGUACACGGCGUAGCCUUCGGUCUCGCCAUCGACAUAAUCGCAGCCUGUGAUAUACGCUACGCGGCUCGUGAUGCUACGUUCUCCAUUAAAGAAGCAGACGUUGGUCUUGCCGCUGACAUAGGCACGCUUGCGCGCACGCCCAAGAUCACUGGAUCGUCGUCCCUAUUGCAUGAGCUGGCAUACACCGCGCGCUCCUUCAAUGCAGAUGAAGCGCUUCGGCUGGGACUUGUAUCUAAGGUGGUUGAUGGCGACUACGUGCAGGUGCGCAAGGCGGCGUUGGAGGUCGCGAAGGUCAUCGCGAGCAAGAGCCCCGUCGCUGUCAUGGGUACGAAGAAGCUAUUGCUUCAUGCGAGGGAUCAUUCAGUUCGGGAGAACUUGGAGUAUACCGCUGUGUGGAACUCGGCGAUGUUGCAGACCAAGGAUCUUGAGGACGCCCUCACUGCUUUCAAGACAAAGGCGCCACCUACGUUUGCGCCCCUUUCUAUCAAGAGCACGGCGAAGCUAUGAUAGGACGUUUGUUGCAAUCAUCAUGAUCAGGCCCCCCGUCUUUGCACCUGUCCGUCGCGAAUCGCAAGGGACCCGAUCCGAUCGUCCUUCGUUUUUGACCGCGUUCACAUUGAAACCAACAAAAAUUUUGUCUCGUUCGUCUGUACUAUCGAUGUAUGUAUUAUGGCGAUCUCAGCACGC